AUGCCGUACGAGAGUUUCAAGAGUUCCCAGCACGUAGCCAUUCGGGGCCUCGUGCAGGACCGCAAGACCGGUACUUGGCGGUAUUUACUGCACGUCACACGUCGCAUGCAAGAGACCGACGCCGGCCCGAGUGCCAAUGUGCUCGCCAGUCGUUCCAAGAAGAAAAGUAUCCACGAGCCCAAAGCCGACAUGGCGGCCUCUCGGCCGUGCACAACGCAGUCGUACGCCAUCCGUCGGAGCUUCGACGACUUCAAGCGCCUCUACGAAGCGGUGGCGCCCGUCAUGAUGCAGAGCGGCGCGGCGCACGUGCCCAAGAUGCCGAACGACAGUCUCCUCACGUUUUUCGUGGGCGAGACGCAGACGGCGCUGCAGAAGAAGCGACUGGCGCUCGAGCGCGUGUUGGCGGCCAUUGAAGCGCACCCAGCAGCGUGCGACGCGCCCGCGUACGCAGAGUUUGUGGCGAACCUGAACUCGUACGACCAGGUGGCCAAGGCCCCGCUGUCGCCCAGCAUGAGCUCCCGAAGUAGCUACAGUUUCAGUGAGGACGGGACCGUGACGCCUCGCGAGUUCGGGCCGUCGAGCGUGUUGACGACGUCGCGGUCGGCGAAUGCGCUGCGACGAGCGUAUUCGCAGCAGGACGGGGACGCGGCCGAGAACCACGUGGCGUUUUCCCACUUUAGUAUGAUUUAA
Messenger RNA from Hyaloperonospora brassicae, 690 nucleotides. The record is from the annotation of a GenBank genome assembly. NCBI's taxonomy places the organism in Eukaryota, Oomycota, Peronosporomycetes, Peronosporales, Peronosporaceae.